Prorocentrum cordatum is the source of this 2368-nucleotide messenger RNA. NCBI's taxonomy places the organism in Eukaryota, Dinophyceae, Prorocentrales, Prorocentraceae. The record is from the annotation of a GenBank genome assembly.
GAGGGCGAAAGCAGGAGCCAGGGUCCCAACCCCCUGGCCACGAGAGAGGCAAUCAGCAGCUUGCAUUCGCUGUGCAAAAAGUGCGUGAGUGAGUUCCGAUAUUCUCACAGCGAUCGGCUGCAUCGCUGCCCGGAUUACCGAAGAUGGGCGGCAACGGCGAAGAUCUUCGUCCAAGCUUUGCGGAAGCUUCUCGUGAGAUCGAGCGUGGCCCUCCUCCCUCUCGGAGAUCGAGGUCGAAACCGAAACGGGAAGACGACAACCGAGAUGACAGGAGGAAGGGAGACAGCAAAGGAGGACCAGCCAGGAACGAUAUAAGUUCGCAGAAGAUCCUUGAGCAGCUUGAAGAGAUGAUGAAGUUGAUCAGCACGCAGACUGCCACACUUGCCACAGUGUCGUCCGCAGCGGUGGCAGCAGCUGAGACUGCCAGAGCCGCGGCAGAGGCGGUGCAAGCGAUCCAGUCCCAUGCAUCUGUCGAGGCAGCUGGGCCUGCACUUGUACAAGUAGGCUUUGCUCACGCACCGGCAGGAGGACAUCCGACUCCCGAACCUCACGCAGGACCCAGGGAAGAUGAGACGCUGUUCGAGGAGGAAAAAGAAAUAAAACCAGAAGUAGAAAAACACCUAGUAAAGGCAUCCAGGAAAUUCGAAAAGACGUUGAAGAAGUACAUGACCACUGAGAAGACAUUCAAAAAAGUAGAAGCGGAGAUUACCGUCCUGUCGGAGAACAUGCACACCGUGGAGAGCCACAGGUAUCCACCCGGAGUCCGACCUUUCAAAUCCCCCAGCGAGAUCAGAGAGUUGGAUGACCAGUGGAACGCCUCCAAGAACCAAGCAUUUGAAAUUCGCAUCCCCGUUGCCAUGGGUAUGUCGCGCAGGUGUGUUUUGGCGCUGGUGCACCACGAGUGGACCCGCAUCAGUAAGUCGGUGUACUCCGAGGCCGUGCAGGACCACCUGGAGGCGUUGAAGCCACUCACAUCCAAGAAGGCCUUCUACGAGACCUGCAAAGUGAACAGCACUGAUGGCGCAGAGGAGGACAUUGCGAUGGAUGAAGAGUCCAGGCGUGCAUUAUCGUCUCUUGUUCUUGAUGAGCCUGAUCGGCCACGUCCUAAUGAGUUGCUUGUUCGUCGGAGGGCCGAGGUGUUGUACACAGAGGUCCACGACAAGAUUAUCAAGCUUUUGGAGGAGGAGGACAAGCAGAAAAAGGAGCAGAAGGAACAGCAAAGGAAGCAGGACGAGGAGGAUGCAAAAGCAAAGCCGGCCGACAUCCUGAAGUCCAUCAUUGGCCGCGAGGUCGAUGCCAAGAUUAGUCAAUGGUCUGGUGGAGGUGACCAGCAAACCCAGGCAGAGGCAAGCGACCAGGAUGAUGCACAAAAGAUGGUAGAAGCCAUAGAAGAAGCCCGGCAAAAAAAGAUAAGAGAACAACGGGCCUUGAAGAAGGAGAAAAGAGAAGAGCAAACCAAAGCAAAGCGGUCCCAGACAAACCAUGAGAGCAAAGGCAAAGGGAAAUGCAAGGAUAGCGACAAAGGCAAAGGUAAGGGCAAAGACAAAAAUAAAUAUAAAGAUAAGUGGAACGACCAAGGCAAGGAACCUGGCAAAGGUAAGGGCAAGAGCAAGGAUAAAAAUAAGUACCGCGAAGGAAAAGGUCAGGGAAACGGCGCGUCCCCACCUGGGAGGGUGGGGCAAGCGUGGCACACAGCACCGGCAUGGACAUCGCCAAAAACGUGGCAAUGGACCAAGAAGUGGGGCGCCAACAGCAAAUGGCGCACACGUCAGUACGCCGGUGCAAAAAAGUAUUGAGGACCGGUCGGUGGAGGGCAUCUUUAAGAGCAAGUAGAAUAUCAAAUAAAGAAGCGAAUCGGUUGGAAUUCUUGAUGCGUGGAUCUACUAUGCUAGAUUGGGAGAAGAUGGCAGUGUUCCCUAGUGUCACUUCCCAUGUCUAUGUAUACGAUUCGGGGAGGCGCGACAACAUUCCAGCUGAGGGCCUGCCAUGGCCCAUCCUUUGGCUGUUGGGGAGGUACAGCCGCAAACACAUAUUCUACGGCAGAGCCCUUCCGCGAUUAGACAAGUUUACAGAUGAUGUGAAACAAUUUGAAAACAAAGUCGUGUGGAGGUGGUUUCAUAAGGGCAUUGGGGGAUGUGCCUACCGAAUCCCGCACACACGGACCCCUACACCAAAUGUUGUUGUGGAGCCAGCGUUGAAAGCGUGGUUGUCGCAAUUCCGGCAAACAGUUGUGCACGCAUUCAAGAAGCUCCGGUCGAAACACAUUCGUGCUCGAGAGUUUUCAAACAUGUACCCUGCCAUCAAGCUCGCCCGCAGCAUGAUGGAGGAGCGGCGAUUGGUUGCAGUGCCUAAUGACAAGGAGCCCGGC